AUGGAAACUUCUUGUCCUGGUUUUGAAAUUUUGGAAACUGGAGGAAUUUCCUGUGACUUAAAAGAGAACAUUCUACAUAUGCACAACGAUCUCAGGAAUUCAAUCGCCAGUGGAUCUGUUGAGGGACAGCCUCCAGCAUCAAAUAUGCGUGAAUUGUACUGGGACGACGAAUUAGCUGAAGGUGCCCAAAAAUGGGCCAACCACUGCACGUUCGCCCAUAACAGCGAAGAAGAUCGUCGUGUCGAAAGAUUCAGAAGAGUCGGUCAAAACAUCGGCAUAACCCGCAGCAGAUCCCUGCACCCGUCAGAUAAAAAAGACUUUGCGCGCCAAAUUCAAAAAUGGUUCGACGAAAAUAUUUAUUUCCAUUUUAAUCCAAUUAAUCCGAAGGAUGUCCAGAAUUCGGGACAUUACACUCAGCUCGCAUGGGCGAACACUUACCUUGUGGGUUGCGGGUUCACUAGAUAUCGUGACCAAAACGUCACUUACCGACUCUAUGUGUGCAAUUAUGGGUCAGCUGGAAAUACUUUCGCUAGCCUUCCGUAUAAUAAAGGAAAUUUAAAUUGCCCAGAAGGUUUCAGUCCGUCGGUAAAUUACCCAGCGUUGUGUAGUAAAAACAACCGUGAAGAUUUAAUUUGUGAAGACUCCGAUGAUAAGUCAAUUAAUUCGGCGAGUUCAAGCUUGCCACCAUCGAUGGAAACACGAAAAUCUUUGCCAGAAGAUUUAGGUUAUUUCGAAAAAGAUGAGAAAGAUGAUAGCGCUGUGGAAGAUCGUCGACUAUUAAAUGCAAUCGUAGCAGCACCUGAGGAUCGCGGUUCGCGUGAUGGAGUUUACGUUAAAGAUCUAAGAGUUGAUACCAUGUACAAUAUCUUCUACUACUGGAGAUCGCGUGACUGA
Microplitis demolitor is the source of this 894-nucleotide messenger RNA. RefSeq names its product scoloptoxin SSD976. The coding region runs from base 1 to 894 and encodes 297 amino acids. Lineage: Eukaryota; Metazoa; Arthropoda; Insecta; Hymenoptera; Braconidae. Gene Ontology annotation, cellular component: extracellular region. The transcript is spliced from 7 exons. The record is from RefSeq and is a predicted model, not a curated record.